UUCAGAUGUACUAUUUGUACCCUAUGCAAAGUGCAUGUCCAUUCCUGUUCUAUUUCUGCCAUCGAUUUAACAUGCUAUCUAACUAUCAUUGCUUCCAUCUUAUUUGACAGUAAUGUAAUAAAUAACUAAAAGUUACACUUCAUGCCUGAUUUGGGUAAAGAUUAUUUUUCCUAUGAAAAACUAUCAAGUAUAGAGUGAUCAGGCACAUACCACUGGACCUGGGGUUCAAUAUUACUCCUUAUGCUACUCAUGUUUCUUUUCCUUCAAUCUAAAUCAGCUAUUUGCCUUUACAAUUCCAAUGAUCUUGUCUUUUCUCUGCUACGUUUGUGCAUGCAGGACAUCUGGCAUCAUAUACAUUCCCUGAUGCCAAUGCGAGACGCUGCACGAGCUGCCUGUGUGUCUCGUUCCUUUCUACGUUCCUGGAGAUGUCAUCCCAACCUCAAUUUCAGCAAGUAUACAUUGUUCUUGAAUGAAAAUGCAUGUCAAAAGGACGAAUCAGGUCGAUUUUUCUACAUCAAAGUCGAUCACAUUCUGAAAAACCACUCAGGCAUUGGUGUGAAGAAGCUCAAGAUUCAGAUUAAUUCAGAUUACAGUUCAAAGGACUCUUGUUUCCUCAACAGGUGGCUUCAGAAAGCUGUUACACCAGGGAUCGAAGAACUCACACUCAUACUUGUCCCAUUCAGUGCAAAGUACAAUUUCCCAUGCUCACUUCUGUUGAAUGGGAGGGGAGACUCAAUCCGAUAUCUUCACCUUACCCGUUGUUCCUUCCGCCCGACAGUUACACUUGGUUUAAGAGGUCUGACGAGACUACAUCUUUGUCUUGUGCGUAUAACAGGGGAUGAGUUAGGGUGCCUUCUUUCCCAUUCUUUUGCUUUGGAGCAGUUGGAACUCAGGAACUGCGAUAGGAUAGUUUGCCUGAAGGUACCUCGCCUACUGCAGCGGCUCAACUACCUGGAGGUUCGUGGGUGUGCCAAACUGAAAGUGAUAGACAAUGAAGCACCAAAUGUCUCCAGUUUUACAUUUGGAGGAGACAGCACAGUACAACUAUCACUUGGAGAAACUUUGCAAAUGAAGAGCCUAACCAUGGACCGCUAUGGUUCAGUUUUUUAUGCUCGUGCUGAACUUCCAUCCAGCAUGCCAAAUCUCGAAGCUCUUACCAUUCAUUCAAUGUCAGAGAGUGCCUAUGCACCAAUGCUGCAUAGCAAAUUCCUCUUCCUCAGGCACUUGAGCAUUGCUCUUAUUGGAGCACCCUUUUACCCAACCUAUGAUUAUUUGUCCUUAUCUUCCUUUUUUUAUGCUGCUCCUUCUCUGGAGACUUUCAACUUAAAUGUAUGGCAGCGAUACAUGAAGAAUGUUUCAAUAUUUGCAGAUCCUGCAGAUCUGAGGCAGAUGCAAGAACUGCAGCAUCACAACCUUAGGAGCGUGAGUAUCACAGGAUUCAGCUCUGCGAAGAGCUUGGUUGAGUUGACAUGCCAUGUUCUCAAGAGUAUAAUCUCACUUGAGUGCUUGACAUUGGAGGCCCCUCAGAGUUGUGUCAGGUGCUCUGAUCCUGCCAACAAAUCUGGUAAAUGCUCCCCACUGGCUUUGGAUAUUCUCAUGGAAGGUCACAGAGCGGUCAUGGCUAUCAGAAAGUAUAUUGAACCUAGGGUCCCCUCCACAGUGAAGCUACAUGUUUUGGAGCCUUGCAGCUGCCAUGCUGUGGACCUUCAGAUGUCAUGUUUAUCUUAGUUAUUCAAAUGUUUAAUCAUGCAAGUUUCUACAUGGGUCUUAGUUUCUAGAACUAUCAAAAGUGUUCAUUGUCUUGUUGUAGUGUUAUUCCUUCCUCUGAUUGUGCUGUCUCCUGGUUCAUGUCCAAUGUUUAGCUUUGUAAUAAAAUAUGAUUACACGGGAUGUGCUAGAGUUAUAUAUUCAUAGUCGGACAGUACCUUUUACUGAUAACUUUGUUAUGCGAUCUGUGUAUCUUCACUGGUUUAUUUCUUAGUUGAUUAUUC
Molecule: messenger RNA, 1991 nt
Organism: Panicum virgatum (switchgrass)
Lineage: Eukaryota; Viridiplantae; Streptophyta; Magnoliopsida; Poales; Poaceae
Exons: 3
Coding region: 241-1728 (495 amino acids)
Molecular function (GO): protein binding
Source: RefSeq, a predicted model, not a curated record